UGCGAGCGUCAGACUUUAACUCUCAUUUCUGAUCUUUGUGUUGCUUUAAUGCCAUGAGUCCUAUAUAGACAUUUGAUCCUCAGGAAAAUCAAGAUCGUUUGACAUUAUUUACAAAAAACAGUCAAGUAGCCAAUUACUGUCGAAAUAUUGACACUUUUUUCACAAAUCGAAAAAGUGAUUGACUCGUAAAAUUAGCAAACUAAAUCUUAAAUUUCAUUUUUUGAAUGCAUGAUUGUGCCGCAAGUUAAAUUGUUUUAUGAAAUAUUUUUGUUAAUUUUAUUUCGUUUGGUUUUUGUUGUUUUGUUUAUGACACGACGUGGGAAUGCAGAGUACACUGGCUCGAUCCCAGCCCUGGAUACUUUUUCAUUCGGUAUAAAUAUAAUAUUAUCAUACAUUUCAGAUCGAAUGGAAUUGAUACAAAAGCUGGGUAAAAUAUCAGUGGAACUUGGUGGUAUGACGUCAGUAUGGAUGGUGAAUAAAUUAUAUAUAGUGGUUUCCGAUCCCGUCAUUGCAGAAGUGGUGUUGAAGUCUUGUCUUGAUAAAGAUGACACUACUAUGAAAUUUAUAAGAGAAAUCGUGGGCAAUGGAAGCAUAUUUGCUCCAGUAAGCAUUUGGCGUCCUCGUCGCAAGAUCCUCGCGCCAAUCUUCAGCGUAAAGAAUCUAAAUUGCUUCGUGUCUAUCUUCGAAGAGCAGAGUGAGAUUAUAAUCCAGCAGUUGGAAAGAGAGGCGGGCAAUGGAGACUUUUCCUUCUGGAAAUAUAUUACGACUUACACUUUUGAUUCUAUUUGUAAAACCAGCUUGGGUGUAGACUUGAACUCACAGCAGCAAUCAGAUCACCCGUUUUUAGAGGCUUUCGAAAUAACACUGCAUCUUAUGUCAGAACGGCUUAGCUGUCCUUGGUUGUAUCUGGACUGUAUAUAUGAGCGAUUGUCGAGAUAUAAAACAUUUGUUGUCAAGAGGGAUCUAAUGUUUCGGUUUGUUGAUGAGUUAAUUAAAAAGAAGCGGAAGGAACUAUCAACUCGGGAUGAUGACAAAAUGAAAAAGCCAGAAAUACGUACUUUCCUCGAGAUGCUGAUCGAAUCCUCAGGUGGACCUCAAGGUUACACAGAACUCGAGUUACGUGAAGAGGUGCUGGUCAUCAUCUUAGCUGGCACGGAUACAUCUGCUGUUGGUGCUGCUUAUACGGCUGUGAUGCUGUCUAAGUACCCUGAGGUUCAGGAAAAGGUGUAUCAAGAAUUACAAGAAGUAUUUGGGGACAGCGACCGUCCAGUAUCAGCGCAUGAUCUGCCCCGUCUAAAAUAUCUAGAGGCCGUUAUAAAAGAGACCCUGAGAACUUACCCAGCUGUCCCGGUAGUUGUGAGGGAAGUCCUAAACGACGUGGAACUGCCAAAUGGCACAAAGUUGGUAAACGGCAUAGGUAUUCUUAUAAACUUCUGCGCCUUACACCGAAACCCGGCAUACUGGGGUGAAGAUGCCGAUGUAUUUAGACCAGAAAGGUUCCUGGAGGGACCCUUGAAACAUCCCGCUCAGUUCAUGCCUUUUAGCUACUCCUUGAGAAACUGUGUUGGGUCAACGUACGCUAUGAUGUCAAUGAAGACCGUAUUAUCAGCGCUGGUCCGCCGCUACCGGCUGCUGCCCUCGACCCUCGAGCUGAGAGCCAAGUUCCGCGUCAUGAUGAAGGAUGCUGCUGGUUAUAGCUUAAGGAUUGAGCACAGACACAGAGGUUCUGUGGCAUAAACACACACACCCUAUUUGUCCCUAUUGUGCUUGUGUGUCUUUUUUAGGGUCCCGUACCCAAAGGGUCAAACGGGACCCUAUUACUGAGACUUCGCUGUCCGUCCG
Cydia pomonella (codling moth) is the source of this 1842-nucleotide messenger RNA. RefSeq names its product cytochrome P450 4d8-like. Gene Ontology annotation, molecular function: heme binding; iron ion binding; monooxygenase activity. The record is from RefSeq and is a predicted model, not a curated record. The transcript has 9 exons. Bases 229 to 1737 code for a protein of 502 amino acids. NCBI's taxonomy places the organism in Eukaryota, Metazoa, Arthropoda, Insecta, Lepidoptera, Tortricidae.